This is a messenger RNA of Pecten maximus, 438 nucleotides long. RefSeq lists its product as uncharacterized. Bases 1 to 438 code for a protein of 145 amino acids. The record is from RefSeq and is a predicted model, not a curated record. The transcript has 3 exons. NCBI's taxonomy places the organism in Eukaryota, Metazoa, Mollusca, Bivalvia, Pectinida, Pectinidae.
AUGGAGACUGCUUCUAUUUCUGUGCUUGACUCCCUCCCUGAUGUAGGAAGAACACAGAAAUUCUGCGAACACUGGAGGCACUUCAUGGCAGCCAGAGGAGACGGGAGGACAUGGCAGACUGGGGACAACACUUCCAACAAACAGAUGGAUGGAAACGCAUGUGGUGUAUUUGUCUUAAUGAAUGCAGAAGCAAUCAUCAAGAAGACCUCAACAAAAGUCAUGAGGCACUGCCAUGUCGGUUACUUCAGGAAGUAUGUGAUAAAGAGACUUUUACAGGAUCCGUCAAGAGCCAAUGAUGCUGCCUGUGAUUUACCUUUUUGUGCAAACACCGACAGACAUCUUCGGAGAAACCAGUGUGAUAGAUGUGACAAGUGGGCUCACCCCAAGUGUUUGGGACUUCAUCAAGACAAGACAAGGUCACCUUGUGUGUUUUGUUAA